Messenger RNA from Corticium candelabrum, 702 nucleotides. RefSeq lists its product as uncharacterized. Lineage: Eukaryota; Metazoa; Porifera; Homoscleromorpha; Homosclerophorida; Plakinidae. The record is from RefSeq and is a predicted model, not a curated record. Gene Ontology annotation, biological process: regulation of DNA-templated transcription. The transcript has 3 exons. Gene Ontology annotation, molecular function: DNA binding. Bases 1 to 702 code for a protein of 233 amino acids.
AUGGAAACCGGUUCAUUCACAGAGCGAUCUCCUGAGUUCGAUUCACGUUACCUGAAGCUGCUACAAGAACAAUAUGAGUCGGGAAGCUCAUCAGAUAGAGUUCCAACGAAAGUGGUAAUGAACAGCGUCAACUGUAGCUUGUUGGCCGCCGGAAAGGCAACGCUGUCUUCUGUGGAUGUUGGCAAGCUAGUGCGCCUUGCCUUUGGAUCAACUGUAGAGAGGAAAAGCGCCAGAGUUCACGGCUGCCGCUCAUACGUUUACUGCGGUAUCCGGAGAAAGAGUGAUCAUGAGGAAAGUCCAGCCAAACGUUCUUGCAUACAAGAGUCAUCAAAGGAUAUUACAUCACCGACCUCUGACCAUCUACUACGAAUUACACAAUUAGAAGCUGAGCUCAAACGUGAAAAGAAGCGCGGACAAGACUUGGAGGCUGAACUGCAACAAUCAAUUAUUGAGAGUCAAUCUAUCCAGUGGCAUCAACUAGAUACAGAAAUUAACGCAGAGCUGAAUGCGCUACAGAGAGCUGGAGGAAUCAUGUCAACAGGUCCAGUUGAUGCAGCAGAUGCAUCUUCACUGACUGCAGACUUUAGUUUACAUAAUCUACAUAGCCAAUUACUUACACACGCUCCCAAAAUUACAUCACUGCUUUCCUCGAUAGGCCAAACUGACACCACUACAGAACCAAAAGAUAUCUACAGCAAGUGA